UCCCCAUCCAGACUGCUCAAGCGCUGGUGAGGAAACGGGAUCCUCCGUGCCUCAGUCCGCUGAAAGCUCAGUUUCACCGGAGUGCUUCAAACUGUCUCUACCUUUGUCUCUGACAACGACGCGUCACUUUGAUGGGGAACUCGAUAUCAGGGCGGGAAAAUGCCUGUUAUGAAGGGAUUGCUCGCGCCACAGAACACAUUUUUGGAUACUAUAGCGACGCGUUUUGACGGCACACACAGCAACUUCAUCCUGGCCAAUGCACAAGUGUCCAAAGGCUUCCCGAUCGUGUACUGCUCGGAUGGAUUCUGUGAGCUUACUGGAUUUGCCCGAACUGAGGUCAUGCAGCAGAGCUGCGCAUGCAAGUUUCUGUAUGGGCCAGAGACCAGCGAGCACAUCAUUCUUCACGUGGAUUCUGCGCUUGAGGAACGUAGCGAGCUCAAGGAGGAGAUAAUGUUCUACAAAAAGAAUGGUAGUGUGUUCUGGUGUCUGCUGGAUAUUGUGCCUAUCAAGAAUGAGAAGGGAGAUGUGGUCCUCUUCCUUGCCUCUUUUAAAGACAUCACUGACACCAAAGCCAAAUCUAUACUUGAGGAGAAGAAAGGAGAGUGCCGCCGCGAGAAGGCCAAGGGCAGGUCUCCGUUUGGCUCCACUCGGCUGCGAUCUAGCACAGUUCUCUACCAUAUUUCAGGACACCUGCAUAACCGUCACAAACAAAGUAAAAUCAAACUUAACAAGAAUGUUUUUGGUGAUCCACCUGCUCUUCCUGAAUAUAAAGUUGCUGAUGCCAAGAAGUCCAAAUUCAUUCUUCUCCACUUCAGCACCUUCAAGGCCGGCUGGGAUUGGCUGAUCCUUCUGGCUACAUUCUAUGUUGCUGUGACGGUGCCGUAUAAUGUUUGUUUUAUUGGUGAUCAGGACUUGACACGUAGCACCACUGUCACUGAUAUUGCCGUCGAGAUUCUUUUCAUCAUUGAUAUCGUGUUCAGUUUCCGCACUACGUACGUGAGUAAGUCGGGGCAGGUGAUCUUCGAUGCUCGGCAGAUCUGCAUCCAUUACCUGACCACCUGGUUCAUCAUCGAUCUUGUUGCAGCUCUGCCCUUUGAUCUCCUUUACGCUUUCAAAGUCAGCGUGGUGUCAAUGGUCCAUCUGCUAAAGACCGUACGCCUGCUGAGGCUCCUGCGUCUGCUGCAGAAGAUGGACCGCUACUCCCAGCACAGUACAGUGGUGCUGACCCUGCUCAUGUCCAUGUUUGCACUGCUGGCUCACUGGAUGGCCUGCAUCUGGUACAUCAUUGGCAAGAAGGAGGUGGAGAGCAACGCAGACACCUGGGAUAUUGGUUGGCUGCAUGAGCUUGGGAAGCGGUUGGAGUCUCCAUACGAGGGGGUGAGCUUGGUAGCGGUUAACAGAACGCUGAGCAGUGGACCGUCUUUGCGGAGCAUCUACAUCGCAGCGCUGUACUUCACCCUCAGCAGCCUGACCAGCGUGGGCUUCGGAAAUGUCUCUGCCAACACUGACGCAGAGAAGAUCUUCUCCAUCUGCACCAUGCUCAUUGGAGCGCUGAUGCACGCUCUGGUCUUUGGCAAUGUGACGGCCAUCAUCCAACGCAUGUACUCACGCUGGUCCUCUUACCACACACGCACUAAAGACCUGAAAGACUUCAUCCGUGUGCACCACCUGCCCCAGAGCCUCAAACAGCGCAUGCUGGAGUACUUCCAGACCACCUGGUCUGUCAACAAUGGUAUCGACUCCAAUGAGCUCUUGAAAGACUUUCCAGAUGAGCUGCGUUCGGACAUCGCGAUGCAUCUGAAUAAAGAGAUCCUAGAGCUGUCCGUCUUCUCCUCUCUGAGCCGUGGAUGUCUCCGCUCUCUCUCCCUGCACAUAAAGACUUCGUUUUGUGCACCGGGCGAGUACCUUCUUCGUCAGGGAGAUGCUUUACAGGCUCUUUUCUUUGUCUGCUCCGGCUCCAUGGAGGUGCUAAAGGACAGCAUGGUGCUAGCCAUCCUCGGUAAAGGCGACCUGAUUGGUGCAAACAUGUCGGUGGGUGACCGCGUGAUAAAGACGAAUGCUGACGUGAAGGCGCUGACGUACUGCGACCUGCAGUGCAUUAAUCUGAGGGGUCUGUAUGAGGUGCUCGACCUGUAUCCUGAAUACUCCCACCGUUUUGUGCAGGACAUAACACACGACCUCACCUACAACCUGAGAGAGGGACAAGAGAGCCAUGUCAUAUCCAGGAUGUCCAGUAAGUCCAUGGACACACAGAUGGAGGGGAGGGGAAAUGGAGACGUGAUCCAGUGCUAUCCACCAAUAGCUGAGCAUCAAGACGAGGGAGAUGAUGAUGAUGACGAUGAUGAAGAUGACCAGAUACAGUAUCUCAGUGGUGGAACCAAACAGAAAACGCACAUGAAAAUUGAUCACCAAACCAACAAAAAGCUCCACAUUCAGCAUACCACUGUCACAAAGCCUGACCUUGCAAAUCUCAGCCCAAGGGUCGUGGAUGGUACAGAGGACAGUGAUGGUACAGAAAAUUCACACACAUUCAUAUUUUCCUCUGGCCAUCAGCACACCAUCAGUGGUGCAACUAAUACCACUGCCACCACAGCAGAAUUAGCAGCUAAAUCAGAGGACACCAGGGGACAGCUACGCCACCUUAACCAAGAGGUGAACUCUCUCGGACGGGAGGUGGCUGAGCUGGGUCGAGUCAUGCGGAGUCUUGCCUUUCUCAUCGAAUCCAUGAUGGCCUCUCCUCAAACACCAGGUGGCUGUACAUCCACGUUUACCUCGGGAUAUCCAUCACCUCCGGUCCCCUUCCCGAGCCAGGGUUCUUCUUGGACCAGCCCUCCUUUUUCUUCACCGAUGCACCCUGGAAUACGUCCAGGAGGACUUGUAACCCAUCCGCUCAGACCACAAGAACUGCAGCUGGUCUGCCCCACCACAUCUCCCGGUUCCUUUCCCAUCACGCUUUCCUCCUCCUCCUAUACAGACAGAUUCAGAGAGCCAUUAUUGACCCUUUCUCCGCACAGCGCAGUUGCUCGGACCCGCUCGCAGAGCCUGGAGACACCUCUUCUGCAGCAUAACCAACACAUCUCACACACUCCUGGAACUUUACCCAGAGCUGGACAGCCAUCGCUGGGAGAUGGGGAUGAUCAGUCCCUGGGAUUGUAGCAGUCAACCUUUAUAAUGGACAAGUUCCACUGGAAUCUGCGUGUUAACCUGGACUCAGGAAUGGACUGAUAAGAUAAGUGGUACACGCCCUGCCAAAGCCAUGGAGCAAUGGUUCCUUCGAAGAUAUACAUGUUUACUAUCUCAGUUUUUAAGAUAAUCUCUCUAACGGCAUGUCUUUCAAUGCUAGAAACUAAAGGGAUAUCUCUUAUCAGGAAAACUAGUUGGAGUUCCAACAGCAGAAAGUUUAACCUACCAAAAGUAAAACAAACUGAUUGUGAUUCAGAUUCAACCCACAUUUCAUGUUGACAGCAUGCAUUAUACAUCCAAGUACUGCUGUUCAUAUUAAGCAAGCUGCAUACAGCAAGUAGUCUGAAAGACUAGCAUUAGCAAUUUACCUUUUUAUGUAACUGACUUACAAAAAAGAUCCAUCAAAGUUUUACUCUGCUUCUAAUUUAUUCUAAUCACUGAUGCCUAAAGUCCUUUGCAAAACUUCUGUGCAAUGAAAAGUUACACUUUAUCAACAGCAUUUGGAACAUGCUUCAAGUUAUUAGCCAAAAAUAACUGUUCCCUUUGACACCGUUCCUCAGGUUCCAAAUUGUAGUUAUAUUAAUGCAAUUCCACACAAGUACACACAAUUUUUUUUUCUGAAAAUUUGUCCAGUAAUUUCUAUUAUAUCACUAUUCUUAA
Carassius carassius (crucian carp) is the source of this 3843-nucleotide messenger RNA. Its product is annotated as potassium voltage-gated channel subfamily H member 8-like. Gene Ontology annotation, molecular function: voltage-gated potassium channel activity. Lineage: Eukaryota; Metazoa; Chordata; Actinopteri; Cypriniformes; Cyprinidae. The transcript is spliced from 16 exons. Gene Ontology annotation, cellular component: membrane. Gene Ontology annotation, biological process: regulation of membrane potential; potassium ion transmembrane transport. The record is from RefSeq and is a predicted model, not a curated record. The coding region runs from base 160 to 3156 and encodes 998 amino acids.